AGAAGCUCCCAACUUAUCGCCGGCUUCGCACGACUCUCCUGGAAGAACUCGAGGCUGGAGAUCAAGAUCAAGAUCAAGGAUCGACCAAGCACGUCAUGGACGUGAGCAGCUUGACCCGGAUGGAGAGGCAGAGGAUCAUCGAGAGAGCCUUCGCCACCACGGACCAAGACAACGAAACGCUGGUGGCGAGGCUGCGAGAGAGAAUCCAGGCGGUGGGAGUGCAAAUCCCGCGAGUGGAGGUCCGCUUCCAGAACCUCCGCGUCUCCGCCGACGCCUACGUCGGAUCCAGAGCCCUCCCAACGCUCGUUAACUUCGUGAGGAACAUUAUCGAGGGCCUCCUAGCAGCGUCCGGGGUCCUGGCCUCGAAAAAACGCGAGAUCCACAUCCUGAAAGACGUGAGCGGGGUGGUGAAGCCGGGAAGGACGAUGCUGCUGCUGGGGCCUCCCGGAUCCGGCAAGUCGACGCUCCUGCGAGCUCUUGCCGGGAAGCUGGAUCAAAGCCUCAAGACCACCGGAGCCGUCACUUACAAUGGUCACAGCUUGGACGAGUUCGAAGCUCGGAGAACUUCCUCGUACAUUAGCCAGGAGGACGAUCACAUCGGCGAGCUUACGGUCCGCGAGACGCUCGACUUUGCUGCUCGCUGCCAGGGAGUUGGAUUCACGAUCGAUCUACUGAUGGAGCUGCUGCGGCGGGAGAAGCGCGAGAACAUCCGGCCGGAUCCAUGCAUCGACGCGUUCAUGAAGCUGGCGGCGGUGGAGGGCGCGCGCCACAGCGUCCGGACGAACUACGUGAUGAAAGUCCUGGGCCUGGAGAUCUGCGCGGACACGGUGGUGGGGAGCGACAUGCUGCGCGGCGUCUCGGGCGGGCAGAAGAAGCGCGUCACCACCGGGGAGAUGAUCGUCGGGCCCAAGAAGACGCUCUUCAUGGACGAGAUCUCCACGGGGCUGGACAGCUCCACCACCUUUCAGAUCGUCAGGUGUGUCCGCAACUUCGCGCACUCGCUCGAGGGGACGGUGCUCAUGGCGCUGCUUCAGCCACCUCCGGAAACAUUCGAGCUCUUCGACGACGUCCUGCUCCUCGCCGAGGGUCACAUCGUCUACCUCGGCCCCCGCGAGCACAUCCUCGACUUCUUCGCGAGCUUGGGCUUCCAGCUCCCGCCCCGCAAGGCCAUCGCGGACUUCCUCCAGGAGGUGACGUCCCGGAAGGAUCAGCAGCAGUACUGGGCGGACGAAACACGGCCUUACAGCUACGUCCCGGUCGCCACCAUCGCCAGGGCUUUCAAAGGCUACGAAGUUGGCAAGGACCUCGGACUCCACCUCGGGUCCCCGUUCGAGAAGGAGUCCGGCCACCCCGCCGCGCUCACGAAGACCAAGUAUGGAAUCCCGCGCUGGGAGAUGUUCAAGGCAUGCACCGAGCGCGAGUGGCUUCUCAUCAAGCGCAACCGGUUCCUCUACUCGUUCCGGACUGCGCAGGUCGCGUUCAUGGCGUUCGUGGCCGGGACCUUGUUCUUGCGGACGAGGAUCCAUCCGGACAGUGAGAGCGAUGGAAAUCUCUACCUCGCCACGCUCUUCUACGCGCUGGUUCACAUGAUGUUCAAUGGUUUCUCGGAGAUGGCGAUCACGGUUCAUCGGCUGCCAGUGUUCUACAAGCAGCGGGACAACCUCUUCUUUCCCGGCUGGGCGUUUUCGCUCCCAAGCUGGCUGCUCCGGAUACCAUACUCGGUGAUCGAGGGAGUGAUCUGGUCGUGUAUUGUCUACUACAUGGUCGGACUGGAUCCACAGCCGCAGAGGUUCUUCCGCUAUAUGUUCUUGCUGGUUCUCAUGCACCAGAUGGCUCUUGCGAUGUUUCGCUUCAUCGGUGCCGUGGGGAGGAACAUGAUCGUCGCCAACACGUUUGGAUCGUUUGGGAUUCUUAUUGUUUUCCUCCUCGGGGGCUUCGUGAUCGAUAGAACUCACAUACCAGGGUGGUGGAUCUGGGCUUAUUGGCUCUCGCCGCUCUCGUACGCCGAGAACGCGCUGGCCGUGAACGAGUUUGGAGCUUCACGGUGGGAUAAGUCCGUGCAUGGUGACGACGGAAAGCUCUACGUGAAGAUCUUGAAGCCGAGGGGCCUCUUUGUGGAGAGUUACUGGUAUUGGAUCGGGAUUGCGGUGCUGGUCGGGUAUAUAGUUUUGCUCCAGCUGCUGGGAACGCUCGCUCUCUCGUAUCUCAAUCCUCUCCGGAAGCCUCAGGCCGUGGUCUCGGAGGAAAGUUUGCGAGAGAUGGCGGACAAUGACGCGGAAGUUCUGACGAAGAAAGGGAUGAUCCUGCCGUUCCAGCCGCUGGCACUAACUUUCCAGAAGGUUUGCUACUUCGUGGACGUUCCGGCCGAGAUGAGAGCCCAGGGAGUGACCGAGGACAGGCUCCAGCUUCUCCGGGACGUGAGCGGAGCUUUCAGGCCGGGGGUUCUUACAGCGCUCGUCGGCGUGAGUGGAGCCGGCAAGACGACUCUCAUGGACGUUCUUGCGGGGAGGAAAACCGGGGGAUACAUCCAGGGCGACGUGAGGGUCUCCGGGUUUCCAAAGCUCCAGAAAACUUUCGCGAGGAUCUCCGGCUACGUGGAACAAACGGACAUACAUUCCCCACAGGUGACCGUCUACGAAUCGCUCGUUUACUCCGCGUGGCUGCGACUCCCGGCCGAGGUGGACGCCGCCACCCGCUAUUCGUUCGUGGAGAAAGUCAUGGAGCUGGUUGAGCUUGGCAACUUGAGAAACGCCCUCCUGGGACUUCCAGGAACGUCGGGGCUGUCCACCGAGCAACGCAAAAGGCUGACCAUCGCCGUGGAGCUCGUUGCCAACCCCUCGAUUAUCUUCUUGGACGAGCCAACGUCGGGUCUGGACGCUCGAGCAGCUGCGAUCGUGAUGAGAACCGUGAGAAACACGGUGGACACCGGAAGAACAGUGGUUUGCACCAUCCACCAGCCGAGCAUCGAUAUCUUCGAGUCGUUCGACGAGCUCCUGCUGAUGACUCGCGGGGGCCGAGCCAUCUACGUCGGCCCGCUGGGACUCCACUCCAAAACCAUGGUCGACUACUUCCAGUCCAUUCCAGGAGUUCCUCCGCUGCGAGAAGGCUACAAUCCAGCGACCUGGAUGCUCGAAGUCACGAGCCCCUCGGCGGAGCUCCGGCUAGGCCAAGCCUUCGCGGACAUCUUCCAGAACUCCAUGCAGUACCAAGACAACGAGAAGUUGAUCGAGUCACUGAGCUCUCCAGCUCCAGGAUCCAAGGAUCUCGAGUUCCCGACCAAGUACUCCCUGGACUUUUGGAGCCAGUGCCGGGCUUGCCUGUGGAAGCAGCACUUGACGUACUGGAGGAACCCAUACUACAACGUUGUCCGGCUCUUCUUCACGCUCGUCUGCGCGCUCAUCUUCGGCUCAAUCUUCUGGGGCGUGGGGAGGCACCGUGAGACGCAGCAGGACGUUUUCAACGCCAUGGGAGUCUUGUUCGCGGCGGUGGUGUUCCUGGGAGUAAACAACGCGUCCAGCGUCCAGCCGGUGGUGUCCGUGGAGAGGACCGUGUUCUACAGGGAGAGGGCAGCGGGGAUGUACUCGCCGCUGCCUUACGCAUUCGCGCAGGGGGCGAUCGAGCUCCCAUACAUCUUCGUCCAGACGCUCCUCUACGGCGUGGUCACGUACGGCAUGGUCCAGUUUGAGCUCUCGCUCGUCAAGUUCCUAUGGUAUCUCUUCUUCAUGUUCGUCACCUUGGCGUACUUCACGUUAUAUGGGAUGAUGGCAGUGGGGCUUACACCAUCACAGCAGCUGGCUUCGGUGGUUUCCUCGGCCUUCUACUCGCUCUGGAACUUGUUCUCGGGGUUCUUCAUCCCCAAGAGGAGGAUCCCCGGGUGGUGGCUGUGGUUUUACUACUUGAACCCGGUCAGCUGGACGAUCUAUGGGCUGACGGUGUCGCAGCUCGGGGAUGUGGAGGACGAGAUUGGAGUUGGAGAUGGAUUGGAAACGAUGAGCGUCAAGGAGUUUCUGGAGCGAUACUUCGGGUUUGAGGAGGGAUUUGUGGGAGUUUGCGCGAUGGUGAUUUUGGGGUUUAUGCUGCUCUUCUGGCUCGUCUUUGCGUUCUCCAUCAAGUUCAUCAACUUCCAGAGGCGAUAG
This is a messenger RNA of Selaginella moellendorffii, 4136 nucleotides long. Its product is annotated as ABC transporter G family member 31. The coding region runs from base 96 to 4136 and encodes 1346 amino acids. Gene Ontology annotation, molecular function: ATP binding; ATP hydrolysis activity; ABC-type transporter activity. The transcript is spliced from 3 exons. The record is from RefSeq and is a predicted model, not a curated record. Gene Ontology annotation, cellular component: membrane. Lineage: Eukaryota; Viridiplantae; Streptophyta; Lycopodiopsida; Selaginellales; Selaginellaceae.